Hibiscus syriacus is the source of this 2245-nucleotide messenger RNA. RefSeq lists its product as uncharacterized. Bases 294 to 2168 code for a protein of 624 amino acids. The transcript is spliced from 7 exons. The record is from RefSeq and is a predicted model, not a curated record. Lineage: Eukaryota; Viridiplantae; Streptophyta; Magnoliopsida; Malvales; Malvaceae.
GAGAACAAAGAUCCAUAUUCCGAAGAGAUUUCCGUUUCUUUCUCCACAAGAACAUUGUUAGGCGCGUUCUAUCCACGCUCUUCAACGGUCCACCCCCUCCCUUCAAUCACUUCUCCACACGCUUCUCCUUUCCUUCACCUCUCUCUCUCUCUCUCUCUCUCUCUCUCUCUCUCCAUUCAAAGGGUUUUAGGCGCUUUUCGUUUCCUUGUGUUUAUCUUAAACCCUUCCUAGGGUUUCACCGAUUCCAAAACCCCUAAUUUCAUUACCAUGCAAUUUUCCAUCGACCAACAACUAUGAUUGAAAAUAUCAAUACCAAGAAACAGAAGAAGGGUUCAAUCAGUGAGGAAGAUAUCUCUACUCUUUUACAAAGGUAUCCAGCAACUACUGUUUUGGCACUGUUGCAAGAAGUGGCGCAAUUCCCUGAUGCAAAGUUGGACUGGAAUGCUUUAGUCAAUAAGACUUCUACUGGCAUUUCUAAUGCGAGGGAAUACCAGAUGUUAUGGCGCCAUUUAGCCUACCGGGACAAUUUGCUUGAAAAAUUGGAGGAUGAGGCUGAACCCUUGGACGAUGAUAGUGACUUAGAAUAUGAAUUGGAACCUUACCCUUCUGUUAGUAGUGAAACUUCAGCAGAGGCUGCAGCAUGUGUGAAGGUACUGAUUGCUUCUGGUUUGCCAAAUGACUCGAGCGGUGCAAAAAGCUCGAUGGUAAAUGCUCCAUUAACAAUAAAUAUACCUAAUGUGAGGUCAUCUAGAGUGUCUUCAGAAAAUUUGCAGCCCACUUGCUCAAAGCUAGGGAUGAACAUUACUGUUCCAGUUUCUGUUCAAAAAAAGAUUCUGCCUGCAGUGCCAUCGACUGAAACAUUGGAAGGAAAUGGACCAGCUGGUGCAAACCUGCCAAAUCGCAGGAAAAGAAAACCUUGGUCAGAAGAAGAGGAUUUGGAGCUUAUUGCUGCUGUGCAGAAAUGUGGUACUGGGAAUUGGGCAAAUAUCUUACGAAGAGACUUCAAGGGAGAUAGGAGUGCUAACCAGCUGGCUCAGAGGUGGAGUGUUAUUAAGAAGCGAUUGGGCAACUUAAAUGUGGAAGGAAACUCAGUGAUUUCUGAGGCACAGUUGGCAACUCGUAAUGCUUUGUCCUUAGCCCUUCCUAUGCCAGAUAAAAAUUUAACAGGUGCUUGUUCAAAUAACCCUGGUUUGAAGACUGCAUCCUGCUCUGCGCCUCCAACUGCUAGCGGCCAAGCUUCAGUUCGAACCGAAAACCAGUUCCAACAUGGCCUCCUUGGUUCUGUUGAAACCCAAAAUCAGUCUCAAACUUCUGUCUCAUCCCAUAAUCGGCCUCAAUAUGGCCCGAAUACUUCUGUGCCCACCCAAAGUCCAUCCCAGCAAGAUCCUGUUGCUUCAGUCCAAGUCCCAAAUCAGUCUCAACAAGGUCUCAUGACUACACAAUCCUCAUCAUCUGGUUCUACUGUAAAGUCUCGGGUUACCUUGAAGAGAGUCCCGGCAAAACCUUUUUCCACCACAGGUUUGAUCCUAGAUGCCACUGCAGUUGCUGCUGGGGCCCGCAUUGGUAGCCCAAAGGCUGCUGCAUCGCUGCUGAAGGCUGCUCAGUCCAAAAAUGCUAUUCAUAUUAUGACUUCAGUAAAACUUGCAACACAAAGAGUUGAGCAUACUUCAUCUGUUUCUUCCUCACCAUUAAAUGCACCAAUUCAGCAAUUAAAUGCUGUUACAUCUGGUCCAACCAUUGAAGGUCCUCUGAAGGAAGAGCUGGAGGCAGCAAUAGAGAUUUCCGUGUCAGAAAGUUCGCCUAAAGAGCAGGUGUGGGAAAAUAGAGCAUGUGUUUCAAAAAAUGGACAAGGUGAGGGAGUUAAAGAUCAUAGAGAAGUCAAGCCAAAUCUGAAAUCCGAGUUGAAUCUUGAGGCUGUUACAGGACUUUCGAAUAAGAAAAUAAUGGUUAAAGGUGAUCAAGUAUAUGCCAAAGCAAACCUCGUUGAAGAGUGUGAAAAUGCCAAUGAUAGUAAGACUGAUUGUUCAUUGGUUAUAGAAAGUGCGAGUCAACCUACAGCUGAAGAGCAAUGCGGGGAUCAGAACAUUAUUGAGACAGCGGCUAAAGCUGCCAGCCCUUUAAAUGAUCCGCACCAAGAAUCUGGAGGUUUUGAGCACAGCAGAAACUGACCAAGCUACAUGGUGAGAGAUGACAUCUUGUUUGUUUAUAGUAAAAUAUCUGUCAAUUUUAGAUUUUUAUCCUGCUA